UGGCGGGCCACCUCCCUCCUUCCCCGCACCAGCCCCUUCCCUGCUUCCCCGCCCCGGCCCCAGUCGCCGCCUUCUCGCCUGCCUCCUCGCGCAGCUCCCCAGGCGUGCGCCUAGAGUUCUGGGAGCCUCGUUUGCUGCUACAGGAGAGACCCCUGCCCUCUCUAGGGCAGCCUCCCUGCUCCACGUGGGCAGGGCGUUCUGUGGCACCAGCACAGCAGCAGGUAUGGCGGGCGUGGAGCAGCGCGAGGGCGCCAUCCAGGUGCAGGGCCAGAGCCUCUUCUUCCGAGAGGCUCUCCCCGGCGGUGGGCAGGCCGCCCGCUUCUCCGUGCUGCUGUUGCAUGGCAUACGCUUCUCCUCCGAAACCUGGCAGAACCUGGGCACGCUGCACAGGCUGGCCCAGGCUGGCUAUCGGGCUGUGGCCAUUGACCUGCCAGGUCUGGGGCGCUCCAAGGAAGCCAAAGCACCUGCCCCUAUCGGGGAGCUGGUCCCCAGCAGCUUCCUGGCAGCUGUGGUGGAUGCUUUGGAUCUGGGCCCCCCGGUCGUGAUCAGCCCAUCGCUGAGUGGCAUGUACUCCCUGCCCUUCCUCACGGCCCCAGGCUCCCAGCUCCGGGGCUAUGUGCCAGUGGCCCCCAUCUGCACUGACAAAAUCAAUGCUGCCGACUAUGCCAGAGUGAAGGCAUCAGUUCUUAUCGUUUAUGGAGACCAAGACCCCAUGGGUCAAACCAGCUUUGAGCACCUGAAGCAGCUGCCCAACCACCGGGUGUUGGUCAUGGAGGGGGCGGGGCACCCCUGUUACCUUGACAAACCCGAGGAGUGGCACACAGGGCUGCUAGAUUUCCUGCGGGGGCUAGCAUGAGGAGCAGCCCUGCUGAUGGGGAUGGGCCGCUUGCCUGCCCUGGUCUCGCUCUUGCUCAUUCCCUCUCCUCUUUGUGGGUUCCUUCUCAUCCUGUACAUUGCCACAGGUAUGUUUAUCUGGGUUCUUUUCUUUUAGGGUCUGUCGUUUCCUCUUCCUUCUCUUGCAGGGACAGGCUGAAGAGGUGAAAUCAAGAGGAAAAAAUUUUCAGGAAUCAAGGGACAUAAUCUGGUGGAGGGUAAUCCAUGAGAUGAACUUCUAUAAGUUUUCCUGCUCAGCUUUCAUUCCUCUGCUCUGCCCAGCCUCUCCCCACCUACCACCUCCUCCUUUGGCUGCUCUGCUGGGUAGCACAGCCCCUAACUCCGCCUCUUAGGCCACAAAAAUAUACAUACCCACAUGCAUGCUUACACAUUAGAGUCAUGUAUGUUCCCAAAUAUGACCCUUCACUGGGCCAUACACACAGCUCUGAGCUGACACUCACAGCAGCGUUGCACUGCACGCACAGACACACACUACUCUGCCACCACACAAGUACUUACACAGGCACAUUCUGCCCUCCCCACCCAGGCAGCACCCCAUGUCUGGGAAGGCAGGGAUGCCAUGAGACCAGGCCUUGCAGGAGACCCUCUACCAGGGUUAGGGUAUGGCUAGCUCUGAACUUCACUAACCCACAGGUUGCAGCUGGCCCCAGAUCACAAAUGCUCCCAAAGGAGGGGGCUCACCACUUAACCCUCAGAUCAGCUCCCCAGGCCUGGGUCUUCUCGGCCUCGCUAGUUUCCCGCUCUGACGUUUGCUUGGUGGGGAGACCGAGAGUGAAGGUCUGUGAAAUAAAGUGAUGCAACUAGA
Molecule: messenger RNA, 1699 nt
Organism: Capra hircus (goat)
Lineage: Eukaryota; Metazoa; Chordata; Mammalia; Artiodactyla; Bovidae
Gene: ABHD14B
Product: abhydrolase domain containing 14B
Exons: 4
Coding region: 224-856 (210 amino acids)
Cellular component (GO): cytoplasm
Source: RefSeq, a predicted model, not a curated record